Messenger RNA from Rhincodon typus (whale shark), 1944 nucleotides. RefSeq names its product mitochondrial ribosomal protein S24 (gene mrps24). Gene Ontology annotation, biological process: translation. Bases 524 to 1189 code for a protein of 221 amino acids. Lineage: Eukaryota; Metazoa; Chordata; Chondrichthyes; Orectolobiformes; Rhincodontidae. The transcript is spliced from 4 exons. Gene Ontology annotation, cellular component: mitochondrion. The record is from RefSeq and is a predicted model, not a curated record.
AUGCUGGUUUUUGCAUGUAGUGGACUGGAGUACAAGUACGCAGAAGUUAUGCUGCUUAGACGCUGCUUGCGGUACUAUGGACAGAUCUGAGCAUCACAUUUAGGAACAGAUAUAUUGUUCAUCAAGGGAGUGCAACAUGGGCUCACAAACAUGAUACCUACCUGCAUGGGUUAUGUCACGAGGAGAGAUUACACAGAUUAAGCUUGUUAUCUCUAGAAUUUAUUAAGAGGUGAUCUGAUAGAAAUCUUUGUACUGUUUGCAGGAAAAGACGGGCAGCUAAUGGUAAACUAUUUGCACUUUUGGAGAUUCUGGAAGUACAGGCAAUACUUGUAAGAAUUAAGACCAGAACAUUUGGAGAGAUGUUAGGAAGCACUUGUACACACAAUGGAUGAUAGAGGUUUGGGACUUGGUUCCUCAAGUGGCUUGGAUACCAGAUCAGUUGUUAACUUUAAAUCUGAGAUUAAUAACUGAGUUUAUCAAAGUUUAAGGAAAUGGGCCAAAGACAGGUCUAUGGAGUUCAGCCAUGAUCUCAUUGAAUGGUUUGAACAGGAGAGAGGGGCUGAAUGCCCUACUCUAUUCCUAUAUGAAUACAAUGGCUGCAAGAAUAGGUCUGAGACUUGGAAUCAUGCACAGAUUAACUCAGUGCCCAACCAUGCCUCUGCAAAAUCUACAAGGAAGAAAUCAAGAGUGUGAUCGAAUACACCCAUUUGCUUCGAUAGUUGCAGUUUUGUCAUUUUGGCAGUGUGCGAUUGCGUGGAGAAGGGCUGUUCACACAACAGGAUCAUGCUUCAAGAACCGAGCAGCCCGCAUUCGUGUUGGAAAGGGUGAUAAACCAGUUACCUACGAGGAGGCACAUCCCCCUCACUUUAUCGCUCACAGAAAAGGGUGGCUGUCCCAACACACCAGCAAUCUGGAUGGUGAGGAAGGAGCUGCAGACCGCACAGUUGAGGAUGUUUUCAUCCGCAAGUUUAUUUAUGGAACCUUUCACGGCUGUCUGGCCAAUGAGGUGGUUGUGAAGAGAAGAGCAAACAUGAUUAUCAUCUGCGCCAUCUUCAUUCAAAAAUUGCCACCUCAAAAGUUCUAUUUCCUGAUUGGCUACACAGAGACUCUCCUCUCAAACUUGUACAAAUGUCCUGUCAAAAUGGAAGUGCAGACAGUGGAUAAGAAGAUUGUAUAUAAAUACAUCUAACUGGAUACACAAAGGAAAUGACUGAAUAGCACAAGCUUUUGUUAUUGACUGAGUAUUGUAACCUGGUUUUGUCAAUUUGGAAAAAAUCUCAGCUCUACUUGGUAUUUUGGGCACCAAAUGGAAAGUGCUGUAGUCAUUUACAUGGUGUGUGGAUAUUUUUUGGUUGACUUUGCCAGUUUUGUCCCUUUGGCCACCUUCUCAGAAAUUAUACUAUGUUUCUGGGUGCAGUUCACAUUAGAAACUGUGAGCUUUGUCAAUGAAAUACUAAGGCCACCAAUUCCCGUGCCAUAUCUUGUGACAAAAGGCAAAACAGAACUUAAAGGCCAAAUCAGUGAAUUGCUAAACACUGCCCAUCACCUCUGACUGCACUUGCUCAUUGGCUGUCCUGAGCCAAAUCAGAGAAACUAGCGGUGGGCCUAUUUAGAUGUGCCAUCUUCGUCCACUCUUAAUUUUUCAGAAAUAGUCAUGUUGACCUCUGAGUCAGGGAAUUAAAUGUUGAGAACAAUGUCCAACCAUAGCUGGUUGUUAUGGAAUAAUGGUGAAUGCCAGGAGCCACACCCAGAUUGUCCUAUUCUGUGGACUGAGGUGGGACUCUUAACAUUGGCAGCAUUUUCCAUUUGAUAGCACCGAAACAUCAUGACUAGCCCCAGGCCUAUAGUCACACCAAUAAAAUCAUGUACCAGACUGAUCUGACAUUCUUAAAAUACCUGCAUGGAUCUUUUCCUGUGAAUAAACAGCUUACUGUCAGAUCUUGA